This is a messenger RNA of Gregarina niphandrodes, 621 nucleotides long. RefSeq lists its product as hypothetical. Bases 1 to 621 code for a protein of 206 amino acids. The record is from RefSeq and is a predicted model, not a curated record. The transcript has a single exon. NCBI's taxonomy places the organism in Eukaryota, Apicomplexa, Conoidasida, Eugregarinorida, Gregarinidae.
AUGGUAUUAGUUGGAGGAUUCCUAGCGGUUGCGGCUGUGGCUGUGGCGAUGGUCCCUCAUGAAUAUAGUGGAACCGUUACCAUCCCGUAUCGGUGCGCUACGUGCUUCGGGGAACGUUACGUGAACAAGGUGGUAGAGUGCGUGGAUACCUGGUCGUGCUCUACCUUCGUGUUCGGGGCCUGUCAUGUGUAUGGAUUAUUCGGUGUUGAAGCGCUGGAAGAUAACUUUGUUGUAUCACCAAACGACUCAGGCGAAGGAUCACCUGAAGGAUCAACCACGGCGGAGAUCGUGUUUGCCGCGAAGCGAUUGGCGCCUGAUUACUGGUUAGAUUCAGUGCAGUUAGAGACGCGCAUGGUGGGACAAAAGUGCAACCUCACUGAAGCUGAAUUUUAUGUGGCGGACAGACUAUCCUUUGAGCCGUCAGCGGACAAGAUUUUACCGGAUUUGGUUUCCGUGCGAAUUACCGGCAGCGGCCUGAUCGCGAGCUUUCAACCACACAGGGUGAAGUCUUUCGCUUACAUGAAAAUUCGAUGGACCAACUGCGAUGAUUUGUAUGUUGCUCGAGUAACGACCGAGUAUAUAUAUGGAGACAAAGCGUGCCCGGCCGAUAAGGAGACAUGA